GAUGUUUGACGACGUACGUUACACGAUUUUUGGCGAUGUUGCUGAUACUACAGUCUUUGAGUGGUUGCAUUGAUAUGCGCGCAACAUUGAAUGCCUUCCAGCCCCGUAAAAAUAACUAUAUAAAACUGUGAUUGUCGUGGCCUAAUACAUGAAGCUUCGUACAAUUAGACACAUCUGCUUGUAUGUGUGUUUGAAGCAGUAAUACUCCGACAGUCAUGAACUACGACAAUCUUCAUUCGCCGUACGAAGACGACCUGCCUGGAAAAUGUCCUCGCAAGCGUCCGAGAAGCGAACACGGUGCCGAAACGGAAUCAGAAAGGCUUCUUCAAGAGAUGCUAACAAAACAGCUUGACACCAGGUUUUCCGUUAAACAUCUUUCAGAGCAGCAGAAACACUUCACAGCUGCCGGAAACUAUGCGGAACUCCCUGUAGCCGGCGCUUGCUCCUUGGACGAGUACAAAGCGGUCGAUUCACGUGAACAAGAGAUACAAGUAUUGCUGCAAUACGGUCUCACGAACGAGGAAAUCGAACUAUAUCUCCAGUCAAAAGACUCUGCGAUGGUGAAGCAAAAGCACCCUUUGAUGGAUCCAACCAUGCUGGAUUCGAGGCUGAAGCAAAUAGAAUUGAAGGUGAAAAACGGCAAAAAGUGCAUUGAAGAUGCCUGCAUAGACCGAUUGAGGAGUGAAGAGCACUUCGGCUACUCGGCGAUUAAUGGCGGCGGAACAUUGCCUUCAAAGAACAUCACCUGCACGGAGAGUUGUUCCUCACAAACAGGGCUUCCUAAAGACCCCAUGAGCCACAUCGCAGAGUUUUCGCAGAGAUUGAUGGAAAGAGUGAUGAGCAGGAGAAAAAAGAAGAGACAAACUAAACCAGCGCAAUGCCCGUCGCAUGCAAUUGAAGAUGAAAAGCAAGCCUCGGAUAAGAGCAGCGAAUGCACUGAAGAGAUGCCUCAUCCAGACCCCACCAUCUAUCAUGCUGUCGUGCCCCUUCCUGAACACGAAAUAGCAGCAGAAAGACUCGGGCUCGACGAUAUUAAGAAGCUGCCACGUUUCCAGAAUUACAGCCCAGGGUGUGAAAGUCAAGUGCUGUACCUGAAAAACCUGCACCACAAAACGGACAUUCGAGAACUGAUGGCACUCUUUUGCCGCUUCGACGCGGAGACUUGCCCGGUAAAGUACAGGCUUCUGUCUGGCAAGUUGAGGGGACAAGCAUUUAUCACUUUACCAGAUGUACAAGCUGCCAAAAUGGCACUGGAGCUAUGCAAUGGAUAUGUUCUAAGAGGAAAGCCAAUCGUCAUAGAGUAUGGUAAAAAUAAAACAUAAAAAACUGCUUAAACCCACC
This is a messenger RNA of Rhipicephalus sanguineus (brown dog tick), 1341 nucleotides long. RefSeq names its product RNA-binding protein 41. Gene Ontology annotation, biological process: mRNA splicing, via spliceosome. Gene Ontology annotation, molecular function: U12 snRNA binding; pre-mRNA intronic binding. The record is from RefSeq and is a predicted model, not a curated record. Bases 216 to 1322 code for a protein of 368 amino acids. The transcript is spliced from 5 exons. Gene Ontology annotation, cellular component: U12-type spliceosomal complex. NCBI's taxonomy places the organism in Eukaryota, Metazoa, Arthropoda, Arachnida, Ixodida, Ixodidae.